GGUAGCGUAAUUGCCAUCAUGGGUGCAGAGAAAAAUGAUGGUAAAUUCACUGUUGAAGACUUCUGCAUGGCUGACGUGCCUCCACAGACACCCAGACAACAUCCCAGCUCAGACAGGUUUGUACUCCUUGCCUCUGGCCUGGGAUUGAAUGGCAGCGGGGCAGACAGUAUGAUGGGAUUGCAACUUUUGGUCGACAUGGUAACAGUGACCAGGGGGAGCAGAAUGGAGCAGCGUCCAUUGCCAGAGUCAUAUUAGCUGGAAACCUGUUGAGUCAAAGCACCCAGGACAAAGACUCAACAACCAAGGUGUGUAAAUGAGACUUACGUUCCAGGCUAAAUACUUGACUAAGAAGACUCAGGCUAGGAGUGUGGAGGCCAUCAGGCUGCUGGAUGAGCUUUUAGUGCAGCUAGUGGCUUCUGUAACUGUGGAUGUCAUGCCCGGACAGUAUGACUACACCCCUCCUCAACAGCCUCUGCACCACUGCAUGUUCCCUCUGUCUGUGCCCUAUCCCACUCUGCAGCUGGUCAAUAACCCCUACCAAGCCGUCGUGGAUGGCGUGCAAUUCUUGGGCACAGCAGGGCAGAAUGUCAGUGAUAUUGCGAAGUACAGCAAUGUGGAUGAUCACCUGGAGAUCCUAGAGACCACACUGAGGCUUCGUCACCUGGCCCCCACCGCUCCAGACACACUGGGUGCACUCAAUCAUUUUUUGUUGUCAUCUUGGACUUAUGCUGACACCUACAGGUCUGGAUGCAGCAUCUUUCAAACACAAUAGUUUUCAGUGACCGAAAACACUGUAGAAAUUCACUGUUCACAAUCAGUCAUGAUUUAUUUAAUCCAUGAGUGAAAAGUGAGUCUUAUAGCAGGGCAGUUACUGAGAUUAAACAAGUUGUAUUUGGCUGGUCAUGUGAUUAUAACAUGGCAUCCCCCAUGAGGGGACCCGCUCCAUGUAGAAUAAAACCACUUUUAUGAAUUGAGUCUUUAUCUCAUGUGAGUGCUCAUGAUUUUAUACAUGUUUCAGAAUUACUAUUGAAAUCAUAAGUACCAUUUUUUUUAAUGAGGAAAUAAAUUACUGAGUGCACCUUUAAGCUUUAAAGGGAGUCACUCAACUGCUAUUGUAUGGAAAACUCUAGACUGUUCUGACAUGUUCUGUUAACCUUUUAGCUGUUACCCGUUCUAUCAGAAAGAUCCCUUUAUUCUGGAAGAGUGCCCCAUGUUUACUUAAGCGGAAACGCACCAAGCUACCAAUCUAAAUGUAUCACAGGACCUGAAGGCCAAGAUGUUCUCCUGGUAGCUAUACCAGAAUUCAGCACUUCACAGACAGUUUUUUUGUAAACCUGCGCACACUGGAGUGUGAGCCAAUCUGCUGCUCCUCAUUUUCCACAGAGGAUGAUGAAGACCAUGAGAUGAACAUCAGCCAUUAAAAACUCACUUAUCAACAUUUGACACUUGUUACUGUAAACCUUUCUUAAACAAAGACUGGUUGCUAAUAUGUGAGAAAGUUCUGUUAAUAAAGUAACCUCUUUUGCA
This is a messenger RNA of Myxocyprinus asiaticus (Chinese sucker), 1527 nucleotides long. RefSeq names its product DNA polymerase delta subunit 2-like. The transcript is spliced from 7 exons. Gene Ontology annotation, biological process: DNA replication; DNA strand elongation involved in DNA replication. The coding region runs from base 314 to 772 and encodes 152 amino acids. The record is from RefSeq and is a predicted model, not a curated record. Gene Ontology annotation, molecular function: DNA binding. Gene Ontology annotation, cellular component: delta DNA polymerase complex. Lineage: Eukaryota; Metazoa; Chordata; Actinopteri; Cypriniformes; Catostomidae.